CCUCCGCCACGCUCCUCUCUCUCCCUCCCUCUGUGCCCUCUCUCGCCUGCUUUUACCAUCCGGUUGUUGCGGCGGCGGCGGCGAUGGCGGCGGAGGACGUGGAGUUCGUGGACUACGAGCGGGGCGAGGACGAGGACGACGAGGGGAUGGAGGACGAGGAGGACGGGGAGGUCUCGGCCCGCGCGCUCCCCGUGCCCCGCAUCGCCGUCGCCCCCUCCGUGCCGCGCACCGGCAGGGGGCGCUUUGUCGGCCGCAGCCGCUCCGUCAUGGCCUCCACCCGCGACCGCUUCGACUCCAUCCCCUUCGCCGGCAGCUCCGCGCACGGCGGCCCGCAGCGCUCAAUUGAAGGAUGGAUACUACUUGUCUCCGGAGUCAAAGAAGAUGCAGAAGAAAGUGAUUUGUAUGAUGCUUUUGCUGAGUUUGGUGAGGUCAAGGACUUGCAUUUCAAUCUGGAACGUCGCACUGGAUAUGGCAAGGGAUAUGCAUUGAUUGAAUAUGGAUGUUUUGAGGAAGCACAAACUGCAAUCAGAAGAAUGAAUGGGACAGAGCUGUUAACAAAGACUAUCCAUGUUGAUUGGGCAUUCAACAGAGGUCCUAUACAGAAGGCCACGAGUACAGGACCAGCACAGCGACGGUCUAGGACUCCGCCUCGCAGGCUUGCUGCCAUGACAUACUGAGAGGGCGCUGCUAGGCCUGCAAUCUCGGACCAGUAUUGGUCAGUGUUUUUUGGUACUGCUUGUCAGGGAUAUUUGAUAUGUCAUAGAUUUUAGUCGUAACCAGUUGUCUUACGGCAGUAAGCGGUAACCGAACAAUGAGCCGAGUAUGGUCCAGAAACUGAGUCCUGAUUCUGCCAUCCUUGCUACGCCUGUAGUGAGCUUGUUCAGUGGAUUUGCUCCCAAACUUUACUUUGAUAUUUUGAAUCCAUGAUGCAAAUUGUUUUGUCUUUUUGAA
This is a messenger RNA of Hordeum vulgare subsp. vulgare (domesticated barley), 951 nucleotides long. Its product is annotated as RNA-binding protein Y14B-like. Bases 84 to 677 code for a protein of 197 amino acids. Gene Ontology annotation, molecular function: mRNA binding. The record is from RefSeq and is a predicted model, not a curated record. Gene Ontology annotation, cellular component: nucleus; exon-exon junction complex; cytoplasm. NCBI's taxonomy places the organism in Eukaryota, Viridiplantae, Streptophyta, Magnoliopsida, Poales, Poaceae. Gene Ontology annotation, biological process: RNA splicing. The transcript is spliced from 4 exons.